Colletotrichum siamense is the source of this 1221-nucleotide messenger RNA. RefSeq lists its product as uncharacterized. The record is from RefSeq and is a predicted model, not a curated record. The transcript is spliced from 5 exons. Lineage: Eukaryota; Fungi; Ascomycota; Sordariomycetes; Glomerellales; Glomerellaceae. Bases 1 to 1221 code for a protein of 406 amino acids.
AUGGCUGAACUUGCACAACCUCCACAACCUCUCCGCGCUCCUGCCCGCGCGCAGAGGUGGAGACACCACCAGGAUGACCGCGAGCCAGACCGCACUGGCGAUGGAUGGAAUCUUGCACUCAUGAGCCACAUUCAAAGACGCCAACGCGAGACUACCUUGCUUAACGUCAUCAAAGAUCUCACCGGUCUUCUGUGGACUAGGGAUCGACGACGGCCGGAGUUGCUGCCGUCCUUCGCUCAAGAUGCAUUUGGCAGUCUUUCUGAGAUGGCCUUUGCCGACCGGCUCUUAGGACCUUCAGACCCAGCGUUACAGCGCCCUCUUCAUCCUCCUUCCCCGCCUCCCCCACGGGCCGAAGAGCCUUUUCGGGGGACGCUACGAGAGAUAGGCGACUCAACUGCUGAGGAUGACACAGCGAGUCAACCGCAAACGGCUGGGCACCGGUGUCUUUGGGCAACGAUAAAGGGUCGGUUGAUCACUGGAGGUCUAUACAAAGAAAGGCGUGGUCCUUGCGGGGGGGAUGGAGACGGCCUUACUGGGCUGGGAAACCGCAUCUUGAGCUCGUACAGAUCCGAAUUUUGGCGCUUCAUCCUACUCACUCGGGAGAUCUGUGUGGUCUCUACGAAGUCGUGGACCUCGAGACGAGGAUCCGGGAACUAUAUAAUAAGAUGCUGCUACGAUGAAGACAGAUGGCAGUGCUGGCAUGGCGUAGGCUGUGACGGCUUCUGGGGAGAUGAAAAUGCUGACUACUACGAAUAUUCUGGCUGUUCUUACGCGAGGUAUUGUGGCAUGGAGGAGCAAAUGAGAAGGCUGGAAGAGAUAUCGAAACUGGAAGCCGCUGCCCUGUGGUCAGCCACCUUGGAAAACCCGAUCCUGGCCGCUGGGAACUCCCUCUUCCCUGCAGGAUUGGUGAAAUCGCCCAAGGCUUUCUACGAAGAUCUUCAUAGGGCGCGUGGGACUGGCCACGUUCGUGGACUAGCACACAUGAAAUUCACAGGCUUUCGCGUCGUAUGGCCUGAGGAAGAGCCAGAGUUCAUCUUCGCUAUGAGAUGCUGCGGCGGUAUUGUGCUUUUGUGUCUGGGGAUUCUUGGAGCUCGCAUCGCUUAUGAGGAUUGGGGAAUAGCGUAUACUGCUGGAGCAUUUUUCGUGGCACUGAUCGGGAUAGUUCUGAUCUGGCCUCGGCAGCCUGGGGCUCCUGCCGCCACUAAGAGCAAGACGGCGUGA